Messenger RNA from Dinoponera quadriceps, 791 nucleotides. RefSeq names its product endocuticle structural glycoprotein SgAbd-4-like (gene CPR22). Gene Ontology annotation, cellular component: chitin-based extracellular matrix. The transcript is spliced from 2 exons. Gene Ontology annotation, molecular function: structural constituent of chitin-based larval cuticle. The record is from RefSeq and is a predicted model, not a curated record. Bases 122 to 517 code for a protein of 131 amino acids. Lineage: Eukaryota; Metazoa; Arthropoda; Insecta; Hymenoptera; Formicidae.
CGUAACAUGGUGGCCAUCGAACCGUCGCGUUGGUGGUGUUGGUGAUGCCUCCAGGGGUAUAUAUACGACGAGCGCUGCGGGGCUUGAUAAACACUUGCCCAUCAGCGAUUACCGCCGCAGCAUGUACACGUCAUUGGUAGCCUUGCUCACGCUGGCGGUGUGCGCCCUAGCGGCCCCCGCCGAGGACGUGAUACCGAUCGUCAGCCAAAGCCAGGAGGGCCCGAACCCGGACGGCUCGUACAAGUGGAACUACGAGACUGGCAACGGUAUCAAGGCCGAGGAGGAGGGCCACGUGGAGGACGCCGGCAGCGAGAACGAGGCGAUGUCCGCACAGGGCGCCUUCAGCUACCCGAGCGACGACGGCCAGGCGAUCUCGCUGACGUACGUAGCCGACAAGAACGGUUUCCAGCCGGUGGGUGCGCACCUGCCCACUACGCCGGAAAUCCCGCCGCUCAUACAGAAGGCUCUCGAGUGGAACGCGGCGCACCCGUCCAAGGAUGACGAGAACCAGGUGUAAGGACCGGCGCCGCCGUCCACCCAUGUGAUCUCACGACCUCACGUAAUUAUUCACGCCACAAUGGAAGACGAUCCACGGUACAUACCGAUCGAACCGGAUAACGAUGAUGACGAUGAUGAGUGUUGCCGCCGACCGCGAAAGUCCUCGCCCCGCCCAAACGAACGACCGAACACGGACUGCUCUGGUUCAAAUUGUGUUGUAAAUAUUUAUUGUACGCCUAUACGAUAUGCUCUACAUAUACACAUAUAUAUAUAUAUAUAUAUAUACGUUGCAU